UUUCCAACACUGUUGUAUGACCUUUUAUAUCACAGAGCCUUUGAACUGCCCCCAACAGUGAAUAAAAAGAGGGUGCAGGUCAAAAGGAAAGUCAGGACCUUGUCGGACCAGACAAUCCUGCACAACCUGAGCUGACGUGUUGGAUCGGGUAAAAUACUACUCUAAAUCCAUUUCCUGCUGCUGCUUUUGGUGGUGAGGAAGGGUGUUGAGUCCAUAGUUGGAUUUUUGCUAAGUCUUUAUACUGAGGGGAAUGUCAGGAAAGAUGUGUAGCAGCAACAGUGUGGUUCAAACAAAAAAACUGGUGGAUCAACUUCGGGUGGAGGCAAGCAUGGAGAGAAUCAAGAUCUCCCUGACAGCAGCAGACUUGGUUCAGUACUGUCAGGACCACAGGCGCAGUGACCCUUUGCUCACUGGCAUCGCUGCCUCAUCCAAUCCUUUCAAAGAUAAGAAGACCUGUGUGCUGCUUUGACAGUCCUGAGUGAAGAUAGCCAACACAUUAUAGACUGCCAUAUGGACACAUCAUGUGAAGAUGUAACCACAGAUUUUUUACUGUCAAAUGUGUUCCUGAUAAACUGCCCUGUCACCAGUGAAAUAGCAGAUUGUUUUAAUAUCUACCUUUUCCCUUAAAGCUUCUCCUUUGAGGAUAAACACCACAUAUAGUGCACUUCGUGCAUCUGAUAUUGUCUAAAUUAAAGACAGCACUAUGAUAAAAAUACAAAUAAUGGCUUUACUUUUACUAUUGACUUUAUAACCUUAAUUAAUUUAA
This is a messenger RNA of Seriola aureovittata, 766 nucleotides long. Its product is annotated as guanine nucleotide-binding protein G(I)/G(S)/G(O) subunit gamma-12-like. Gene Ontology annotation, biological process: G protein-coupled receptor signaling pathway. The record is from RefSeq and is a predicted model, not a curated record. NCBI's taxonomy places the organism in Eukaryota, Metazoa, Chordata, Actinopteri, Carangiformes, Carangidae. Gene Ontology annotation, molecular function: G-protein beta-subunit binding. The transcript has 2 exons. Bases 251 to 469 code for a protein of 72 amino acids. Gene Ontology annotation, cellular component: heterotrimeric G-protein complex.